Molecule: messenger RNA, 827 nt
Organism: Racocetra persica
Lineage: Eukaryota; Fungi; Glomeromycota; Glomeromycetes; Diversisporales; Gigasporaceae
Source: the annotation of a GenBank genome assembly
AUGUCUGAUAGUGAAAUUAUUUCUGCUAAACGUAAGGGUAAAGCUAAAGAAACAAUAUCAAAAAAAACCUCGAAAAAUAUUAAGUGCAAGCAAAAAAAAAAAUUAUGCCAAUUAGCACAAAAUAAUCCAAAUUUUACACAGCAAGAAUUAGCAGGUAAAUUUGAAAUUAGCCAGUUAAUAGUAGCUGAUAUUCUUGCAAAGUCAACUUAUUGGCUUAGUUUAGAUGACGAAAAUACUGCUGCACAACAAAAACGAAACAGAUUACCCGAUCAUCCACAAUUAGAAGAAAUUCUUGCACGUUGGUUCGAUCUUGCAUUAGAAAAUCAUAUUACAAUUACAGGUUUAAUCUUGCAAGAAAAAGCAAAACAAAUUGCAAAUACUUUAGAUAUUCAAAAUUUUGCUGUUUUUGAUGGUUGGUUGCAAGGCUUUAAAAAACGAUACCAUAUUGUUUGUACUACACAAGGUAGUGAGGCUGCUAGUGCCCUAGUUGAAAAAUUGCCAAAGUUUCGUUUAUCUUUACAAAAUAAUAUAGCAAAUUAUGAUCUUUUUAUCGAAAUUGAUAAUAAAUAUGCAACAGGUGAAAUGCCUACAAUUAACGAGCUUAUAAAAGAAAUACAAGAAAGUGAAACCGAAGAAGAAGAACUAGAGAAGCAAAAACCUGUUACGCCAACUCAAGCUGUUUCUGGAAUAGAUUCAGUAUUGGGUUAUAUUAAACAGCUUGAAUCAAAUUUUCAAAUUGAUAUUAAAGUUUUUGCUGAACUUAAACGGAUGCAAAAAGAGCUUGCUUAUUUAACAAAAAAAAAUUCAAAGCAAACAAAAUUAGAUUC